CUGCUUUACUAUCGGCUACAUCGGCUGCUCCAGCAACCGAGCCUGUUGUACGGCGCUACAACAGUCCGUUAACAAGAUUUCCUUCACAACCAGCUCUGUCUGCCAGAAGCCGUCAAUCACGGCGGUGGAGGUGAGGGGCACCAACUGGCAGAGCUGGGUUACUAAGGCAUGGCCCAUCAAUACGGGCACCGGGUACGACAUCAAGAUCUACGACCUGCCGUACAAUUCGACCACCUUUCCGGGCACCACCAUCUGCAUCACCGCCAAGUGGCCAUGCGCUGACAUCUCCGAUCUCUGCGACAUGAAUUCCGGC
Molecule: messenger RNA, 313 nt
Organism: Astrephomene gubernaculifera
Lineage: Eukaryota; Viridiplantae; Chlorophyta; Chlorophyceae; Chlamydomonadales; Astrephomenaceae
Source: the annotation of a GenBank genome assembly